CUGCUGACAGAGAAUGACUCUACUGGAAUUAAUUCUUAUUUUGGUGCUUCAGUUUGAAGGCAUCAGUGGAGCAGACAUCUUUCCCUACCACAGACCUGGAGAUGAGGCCAUUCUGCCCUGUGACGAUGUUUCAUCCUCUGACAGAGUUUGUUCCAGAGUUUACUGGCUUCACAGCAGAGAUCCGUCUCAGACCUUUGAUCUGGUUCAGAAUGGAAAUGUGAAUAAGUCAGCCCGAGCUGCCAGGCUGAGUCUGGACACUAACUGCUCUCUGGUAAUCAACAACAUCACUGCUGAGGAUGCUGGUUUAUACACCUGUCAACAGAGCGAUAAAGAGGACAUUAAUGUGCACCUAAGUAUUAUGACAAUCUUGCCAUCUCCACCAGAUGCUGAUGCAAAGAGAGACGGUAAUGUCACAUUAGAGUGUUCUCUGCUGAGAUACAGUCAAUUUGGUUGUCGACCGAACAGCUUCCGCUGGGUGGAUGAGACAGGCACUGUGCUGCUUGGUGAAGGUGUCGGAUACGAGAUCAUCGGACAGACAGACUGUGUCUCUGUUCUGACUGUGAAGCGUCAGAGUGGCCACAACAGGAGAUUCACCUGCCAGUGGAUCAAUAAGAACAAUAAAGUCCGGAUAGAGGCUCACUACACACCUGUCUUCACAGAAGGGAUAAAUGAUGAUCAGCCAGAAAAGUCCAAUACAGGAUGUACCACAGAUUGGUCUCCUCUGGACUACGUCAUGUUGACUCUGCGUAUUGCAGGACUUCUCCUGAUUACUGUAAUUGUUGUUCUUCUCAUCAAAGGCAGAGGGAACAAAACACCACCUGAUGAAAACAACGAGCAUGACGAUGGCGAUGAAGUCAAGUAUGAAAAUGUAGAAGCACCUUCUGCUGCUACCUGACUGCACUGAUCAACAACCUUAAUAUCAACAUAAAAAAAGUAAAAUGUCAUUUUACAUGAGUGAUCAAAGCUUUGAGAUAAAAUGAGAGUUUUUGAUAUUUUUUACAUUUACAAUAUAGAUUUAAGUAUUUGCAAUUUUAAAAAAAGUCACUUGUGUUGACAAACCAACAAGGAAUUAAAACCAGCUCUGCAGCUUUACUGAGCUUUUUGUCUCUUUCAGCUCAUAGUUUUAGUUUCAGGUACAUUUAGUUUCAGGUUCAGUCAAUUGAUCAGGUGACAGAAAGACUCCAACUGGAUGAUAUUGUUGCUCUGUGUCUGCUGGAAGUGUAAAUAGGCCACCAAUUGACAGCACAAUAUUUAGCAUGUAAUAAAAUAUGAUGAGUAAUACAACUGUACAUUGUUCCUAAGAGUGCUUUCUUUACACUCAUUCUUUGUAUAAAAUAUAGAAAUAAGGUUACAUACAGUACAGGAUUUUUAUAUGUUUUUACACUGUUGGAUGUUUUGGCAAUGUUCAUGAAUGUGUAAGUUUAAAAAGGGUUUGUGUUAUGAUGGUUUAAGGAAGCUACAUGAAGCUGAAUUCCUUCCUCAAGUCAAACUCUUCAGAAGCCAGUUUUGCUUUAACCAAAGUUGAGAAUGUUAAAAAGGUAGACUACAGCUUUACUUACACAGAAAUUAAAUGUACAGUUGGAUAAAAAUGUAAAUGAU
Molecule: messenger RNA, 1599 nt
Organism: Thunnus maccoyii (southern bluefin tuna)
Lineage: Eukaryota; Metazoa; Chordata; Actinopteri; Scombriformes; Scombridae
Exons: 6
Coding region: 14-895 (293 amino acids)
Biological process (GO): T cell activation; interleukin-15-mediated signaling pathway; positive regulation of ERK1 and ERK2 cascade
Cellular component (GO): external side of plasma membrane; membrane raft
Molecular function (GO): protein tyrosine kinase binding; MHC class II protein binding
Source: RefSeq, a predicted model, not a curated record